AUGGGCUCUGAGAGUUUCCAGUACCGUGCUCUGUUUGAGUACAAACGCGAACGGGGCGACGAUAUCUCCCUCCAGCCUGGGGAUGUUUUGACCGUCGGCAAGCUGUCUCUGCUCACACCAGAGUACCAAGACGGGGAUGAGACCAGACCCAAAGGCUGGUUGCAUGGCACCAACGAACGGACCAAGGAGAAGGGCGACUUCCCCGGGACGUUCGUGGAGUACGUUGGGGUGGUGCGGGCGGGGCUGCCCCCUGGGAAACCCUGGCCCAGACCUGUACCACCCACCCCUGGGGGGCCACAAACCCCAGCAGGGCCUCAACCGUCGGGGGCUUCAGCCUCGGGAGGGUGUCACAUUGUGGAGAUUGUAGAACAGGCCAUGUUGCCAGACCAGGUUCCAGCUGUGGUUCUGAGGCUGACUGAAGCUCUGGAGAGACAAGGAUGGGAGGGGGAGCCUCUUUAUAGAACUCCUCCAGCCGGCACUGGACCCCCAGACUUACGCCAAGCCCUGGACACAGAUCCUGACAGCAUGGACCUGGACCAGUAUGAGUUGCCUGCGUUGGCCAGUGCUCUGAGGGGUUACCUGCAGGACCUGCCCUGCCCAGUUAUCCCGGCUGUUCUUUACAGUGAACUGGUCUACACCGCUCAAGAGACCCAGAGCAUGGAGGAUUGUGGCCAGCAGCUGAAGAGGAUUCUGGAGUCUCCCAGUAUUCCGCAGGCUAACCACCAGCUCCUGGUCUAUCUGACUCGGCACCUGAGCAAGGUUGCCCAAAAUGGGGCUCACACCCAGGCGACUCCCAGGCUUCUGGCCCAGGCCUACAGUGAUGCAGUCUUCAAAUACUCUCACUUCAGUGCCGAUGUGAACCCUGAGCACCAUGUGAAGGUUCUGGAGGCUCUGAUCACGGUUGGGGGUCUCAGUGAGAUGCAGCCUGCCCCAGCUCUUCCUCCCAAGCCAGCCAAAGCUAUGACUCCAGUGAACAGUGUGAAGGAUCUGGGCAGUGGAUCUUUGCAAGAGGCGGAGUGGUACUGGGGAGACAUAUCCAGGGAAGAAGUGAAUGAUAAACUGCGUGACAUGCCAGACGGGACGUUUCUGGUCCGAGAUGCUUCCACCAAGAUGCAGGGAGAUUACACACUAACACUGAGGAAAGGAGGUAAUAAUAAGCUAAUAAAGAUUUAUCAUCGUGAUGGGAAGUAUGGAUUCUCCGACCCUCUGACCUUCAGCUCUGUGGUGGAGCUCAUCAGCCAUUAUAGACACGAGUCUCUGGCCCAGUACAACACCAAACUGGACGUCAAACUAAUGUACCCCAUCUCCCGCUACCAACAGGAUCAGUUGGUGAAGGAGGACAAUAUUGACGCUGUGGGGAAGAAACUCCAGGAAUAUCACAAUCAAUAUCAGGAGAAAAGCAAAGAGUAUGACCGACUUUAUGAAGAGUACACAAAGACCUCACAGGAGAUCCAAAUGAAGCGGACAGCCAUUGAGGCGUUUAACGAGACGAUCAAGAUUUUCGAGGAGCAGUGUCACACUCAGGAGCGCUACAGUAAAGAGUAUAUCGAGCGCUUCCGCAGAGAGGGAAACGACAAGGAGAUCGAGAGAAUCAUGAUGAACUACGAGAAGUUGAAAUCUCGUCUGGGUGAGAUCCAUGACAGUAAAGUCCGUUUGGAGCAGGACCUGAAGACCCAGGCUAUGGACAACAGAGAAACGGACAAAAAGAUGAACAGUCUCAAACCAGACCUCAUCCAGCUGAGGAAGAUAAGAGACCAGUACCUGGUUUGGCUAAAUCACAAAGGUGUUCGUCAGAAACGGAUAAAUGACUGGCUGGGAAUCAAAAACGAAAACACAGACGAAGCCUACUUCAUGUGUGAGGAAGACGAGAACCUUCCUCACUGCGAUGAGAAGACGUGGUUUGUGGGCGACCUGAAUCGGACUCAGGCGGAGGACAUGUUACUGGGGAAGCCUGACGGAGCGUUUUUGAUCCGAGAGAGCAGUAAGAAAGGAUGCUACGCCUGCUCCGUGGUUGUGGAUGGUGAGGUGAAGCACUGCGUCAUCUACAGCACGCCGCGGGGCUACGGGUUCGCCGAACCCUACAACCUGUACAGCACUCUCAAAGACCUGGUCCUUCACUACCACCAGACCUCCCUGGUCCAACACAAUGACUCACUGAAUGUGCGACUGGCAUAUCCCGUCUACUCUCCCAUGCCCCCCACCCACAGAUGAACAUAAGCCCCCACAAUACCUGCCCGUGCACCCAGGAGACGGGGUCGGGGAUCCAACGAAUGAAAACACGAGAGUUAAAGAAAAACAAAAAAACAAAAAUAAACAAACAAAAAAAACAAAAAAACAAAAAACACUUGCUGCAGCACCCACGUCAGCCACCUUGGAGUGAAAUCUAUUUUUACUAGAACAAUUUGGAGGGCAUUCUUUGUAAAGACUGCUUGAUUUGCACAAGAAAGUUUGAAAUGUUUUGUGAAUGUGAAGACAGACUGACAGCAGGCAGGGAGCAGGGGCAGCAGAGACUCCACGCUGCUACUCUACCUCCAGCUGGGACUUUUUACACACGCGCCCUUUUAGCUUUU
Molecule: messenger RNA, 2570 nt
Organism: Chanos chanos (milkfish)
Lineage: Eukaryota; Metazoa; Chordata; Actinopteri; Gonorynchiformes; Chanidae
Gene: pik3r3b
Product: phosphoinositide-3-kinase, regulatory subunit 3b (gamma)
Exons: 16
Coding region: 1-2211 (736 amino acids)
Biological process (GO): insulin receptor signaling pathway; phosphatidylinositol phosphate biosynthetic process
Cellular component (GO): phosphatidylinositol 3-kinase complex
Molecular function (GO): 1-phosphatidylinositol-3-kinase regulator activity; protein binding
Source: RefSeq, a predicted model, not a curated record